This is a messenger RNA of Vicia villosa (hairy vetch), 942 nucleotides long. RefSeq lists its product as uncharacterized. NCBI's taxonomy places the organism in Eukaryota, Viridiplantae, Streptophyta, Magnoliopsida, Fabales, Fabaceae. The coding region runs from base 1 to 942 and encodes 313 amino acids. Gene Ontology annotation, molecular function: nucleic acid binding; zinc ion binding. The transcript has 4 exons. The record is from RefSeq and is a predicted model, not a curated record.
AUGAAUGAAAGAAGAGGCAAGCAACAACAGAACCAUGGUAAGCCUUACAGUGCUCUAACUGACAAAGGUAAACAAAAAGCUAUUAAUGGCAAGAGAACCAGUGGGAGAGAUGCCCCUACUGGUGUGGUGUGUUUCAAAUGUGAUCGACCGGGUCACAAAAGUAAUGUUUGUACUAGAGAGGUGAAGAGGUGUUUCCGUUGUAGAAACACAGGUCAUGAAAUAGCUGAUUGCAAGUAUAAAGCAGUGGUAUAUUUUAAUUAUGGUGAAGAAAGACACAUCAGUACUCAGUGUCAGAAACCGAAGAAAGAGCCAACUGGUGGAAAGGUUUUUGGUUUAGCCGAGACUCAGACAUCUAGUGAAGACCGGUUGAGUAGAGCUAAUGGGUUGAUGACUACUUCUCUUGUAUGUCUGAAGUGUGCUCUGUCGAUAUUUGAUAAGGACUUUACUGUGGAUCUAAUUUGCUUACCGUUGAGUGGUCUAGAUUCAGUGCGGUUUUCAAAUCCUGAUAAUGUGAAGGAAACUGAGUUCUUGUCUUCUAGACAGUUGAAUGAGUUGACGAAAGAUGGAUCUCAGGUGUUUGCAUUAGUGGCCUCUUUGUCUAUUGAGAAUCAAGCUAUGAUUGAUGAAUUGCAAGUAGUGCAAGAAUUUGCUAAAGUUUUUCCAGAUGAUAUUCCAGAUGUACCACCAGAGAGAGAAGUAGAGUUUGCUACUGAUCUUGUCCCUGGUACUAGAACUGUUUCUAAGGCACCCUACAGGAUGUCGACAUCUGAAUUAACAGAGUUGAAGAAGCAAUUAGAAAAGCUGCUUGAAAAUAAAUUCGCAAAUUACUUUGUCUUCGACGAGUUCUCUGAUAAAGUGGUGUCGGAUAUCAAUAUGUUUCAUUCUGCUAUGCUGAAUUGGAUUUUUGGAGAUGUUGAUAGCACUGAGAUUGUCACAAUAUAA